AUGAAGUUGAACCCCAAGAAAUGCAAGGAGAUGUUUGUAAAUUUUAUGACAAACCCGAAUAUAUUAAGUAGGGAUUUAGUCGUUUUUGGUACCCAAAUAGAAUCCGUUGAUGCGUACAAAUUGUUAGGUGUUAUGCUCGGAAGUAAUCUUAAAUGGAAUACGCAGGUUGACGACAAAACAAAAAAGGCGUGUAAAAGGUUGUAUGCAUUAAGAGUGCUAAAGAAGGCUGGAUUGCAGGAAAGGGAACUUGUUCUAGUGUAUAAGUCGAUGAUUCGACCUAUUCUAGAAUAUGCUGUUGAAGCCUGGUCUGACUUCCCACAGUAUCUAAGUGACAAGUUGGAAAGAGUACAGAAAAGAGCUCUCUGGAUUAUAUAUCCUGGUAGUGACUAUGGCGAAGCAUUAAAGAUCUCUAAAUUGGAAAGUCUUAAAGACAGGAGAGUAGACUUAUGUAAGAUCGUAUAUAAAUAA
Paramuricea clavata is the source of this 468-nucleotide messenger RNA. Lineage: Eukaryota; Metazoa; Cnidaria; Anthozoa; Malacalcyonacea; Plexauridae. The record is from the annotation of a GenBank genome assembly.